Messenger RNA from Prorocentrum cordatum, 374 nucleotides. The record is from the annotation of a GenBank genome assembly. NCBI's taxonomy places the organism in Eukaryota, Dinophyceae, Prorocentrales, Prorocentraceae.
GUCCGUGGCAAGUCAGAGGAGAUGCACCAGAGAAGGGCUCCGAGAGCGCAGGCCAGGCCUGGCGCACCUCGUCGUGGCAUCCGAGCCCUCGGUGGAAGAAACCAGAUCUGUCGGACCCGCCCAAGUGGAUGGGGUGGGCGGACUUCAGGGUCUGGAGACGACAGGCUCGCAGAUGGCUCGACGGUGCAAACAGUAAGGCGACGAACCGGCCGGACAAGCUGCUUCUUUUCCUGGAUCCGGAGACGCAGCGGCAGUUUCAGGACAUCCCCGACACAGUGCUGCUGAGCAAGUCGGGCCCUUCGCUGUUGCUGUCGCGCUUGGGCACUCUGAGCGGGCAGAGGCAUGGCGACCACCGCCGGAAGGCGGGCCGCGAG